AGUUUAAAUUGUAGAUUUCAGGUGAUAUCUCUCAGUUAGCAUUGACUUUAACAAUGGACGCGCAAGAAAUGAACUUAACCAGAGUAAAAUUUGCUGUGGUAGCUUUGGGCACCAACAUGUUACAAUUGCUUUUUGAAAAAUAUGAGGAUUUUCAACUACGUGCAAAAAUUCAAGCAAAGUUGAGUAUAAGAAAAUUCCAGCCCGGCUCUAUGGGUUUUAAGCAGCUCUACGAUUUAUGCACUUGUGGAUUUUUGAGAAAAGCAGUUCCGACUGAGCCGUGGGAGAUUUCUGGUGUUAAACCAGGAGACAUCUCUUUAGGUGAUGACAUAAAACGAUUAAAAUGGUUAUUUGAUUUUCUUCCCACUAUAGAAACAGACUUACUGAGCUACAAAAGUCACCAUGAAGAAAUAUGUAAAAUGUUCAAAGACAUAAUAAAACGGUUUUCGAAUUGUGAACAAAUUGACUGCACAGAAAUUUUCAACAAUAUAAUGAAUGAAAAUAACAUUGAAGAACUUAGGAGAAAUAUUGACGAUAUUUUACAUGGUGAAAGAAAGGCCGGGGAUGUUCUGCAAAGGUAUACAGGCAGCGCGCCAUCACCCACACCAAAUCCACAGCCCAAAAAGUAUCAAUGGCGUGCUAAAAACACUCCUCCUCCUCAGACGGAGCAUUUACCUCAAAAUGAAUGUUCGAAACCAAGCCCUAGUGUGCCAUCAGAACUACAUGUAGUUCAAACACGAAACAAUGCUUUACAAAGGACAGAACAUAACACAGCACUGAAGAAAACAUUUCCAGAACAUUUUACAGAUGAAACAAAAAUAUAUCAGCGGAAAGGAGAAACCCGUUCUUCUAAGCUACCUCAAUUUAUGAAAAGCCAGAUAUACUUCGAUUUUGUGCCUCCUUCUCUUAAUCACUUUGAGUAUACCAUGAAAGAACUAGCAGGCAUUGAAAAGUCCAUAAACCGAGCAUUGGAAUCGGAAAGUUUUCCAACAACUGUAUCAAAAUACUUAUCAUUCACGUUCAUUUAUGGAAAUCAUUUGGAUAUGACCGAGGCAUCACUCAAAUUAUUUAAUGCAGAACCAGAGGAUAUGAAGAAUGAAGCAAACCGAAGUAAAAUAGUUGUAAUUUUUUUAGAUAAAGAAGUAACAUUUGAAACUUUAGAGGAAAUAACAAAAAAUACAAGAAAGCUUGAAACGAGAAGAGGGAGUAUUUUCUUGGUUGUUCAAUCCAGUCAAUUGCUUAAGGAUCAAUCUCGUCUAAAGAACAUUCUGAAAGGGUGUUUUGAAAAACAAUUAAGAAUAAUAGAUUUUAAUACUGAAAUGAAAACUCUGUUCGACAAAUUUUCUGAAGUAAAAGAUAGGGUAAUACUUUGUGUGAAGAAAAUGCUAAAGGAUGCAAAGUUAAACUGCAAAGAUGGGAAGAAAUUGGACGUCAUUGAGCAGAGACUUUUAAAACUUUGUCAGAGAGAAAACAAGGAACGACGACAAAGCAACUCAAACAUGAAAAAGGAAUCCUUGAAUGUUAUGGAUCCGUCAUUUUUAAGCUUAAAAGACAAAGGACUUAGAGGAUACACAUUAGAAGAUGAUACUCUUCUCAUGUUUUUCAAGCACCGCUCAUGUAUUACCGAGGACUCCAUCCCACCGAGUAUCAAGGAAGCGUAUCCAAGUUUUAAAAUAAUCGAAAUUAAGCAUCGCCGACCUCUAUUUACGUUACAUCAUAGGACAAAGUCUGGAGAAAAAUUAUACCCUUGGAGAAACAAAAAUAGCUAUGGAAGUGUUGGAAUGUUUUGUAAUAUUCGAGAUAAAUGCAAUGAAAAUGGUUUUCCAAUGCAAUACUGUAUCGCUAGUCCCCAUGUUAUAUCUUCUGGUCAAAGAGCUUAUAUUUUAAAUGAAAGAAUAGAACUUGGAAAAUGUGAGUGGCCACAGCCUGCAGAAGAAUAUUUAGUAAAUGUGCAAGACAUUUCUGUUAUUAGGUUAAAUCAGGGUAUUCAAAUAGACAGGAACUUAGGUGGUCAGGUUUUGCGCUUUCGAGGAGAUCGCAGUGUUCUAGAUAGAAGAAAAGUGAUAAAGUUUGGUGCCUCCACGAAGAAAACUAUAGGGUAUGUAAGUAAUGUCGAAUUUGUUCUAAUGUUAGAACCGCCAAUAAAUGUGUACCUGAUUGAACCAGACGAUACAAGUGACAAAGAAAACAGGUUUUCAUUGCCUGGAGACAGUGGAGCAAUUGUUCUUACCAAAUUUGGCCAAAACUUUGAAGCUGUUUCUAUGAUAUUCGGUGGUGUUGACAAAAUCCAAGAUGUUGCAACUAAUAAUUCAAUUGCCGUUGACUUAAAUGAUGCUUUAAACAAUUAUGAGAACUCAGCCAACAAAAUUGUAGAACUUGAUACAGUAUAAUGCAUAAUA
Saccostrea cuccullata (small rock oyster) is the source of this 2396-nucleotide messenger RNA. RefSeq lists its product as uncharacterized. The coding region runs from base 54 to 2387 and encodes 777 amino acids. The record is from RefSeq and is a predicted model, not a curated record. Lineage: Eukaryota; Metazoa; Mollusca; Bivalvia; Ostreida; Ostreidae. The transcript has 8 exons.